GUGUGAAAUCGACACGUCAAGUAUUUCUAGGUCAAUGACUCAGCAGACGUUUCAUGCAGGUGUUUACGUUUCACGCGAUUCCUUUCACCAUUGCAAAACUGCACAGUGCACAUGGCCGUCAGCCCCGGAAACGAUUCAGAUAACAAUGUCUCUCAGAUGGCUGUGCAAUUUAUUAUGGCGAUCUGACUAGCAAACGUUACACCGAAUCGUAACGUGUGUAAAUUGCGCAGUUUGCUGUGCAUUGUCACUGCGUCACUGGCCGUAUACGCUCCCCUCGUCUACGAUAGCGCAUUGAUAUCGCCCAGCGGAUGUGGACAUCACCUCAGAUUCAUGCGAAUUGUACCACCUGGGGUGACGUGCGCUGGGACCUCAAAUACCGGUGGGCGCUGUCCGUGACGGCAUUGCCCUCAGUGCUCGCCCGUCGUCCUCUGAGACACGAGGAUCCCGCUGUUAUCCGACAGUCUCAGUGUUCAAUUCAGGAUGCGGUCGCCACCUCACCUGCUGCUGCCGUCGCUGAUGGUGACUCUGCUCGCGCUGCUGGGGCCCUCCGCCGGCGCCGUCACCGUCACCGUCGGCCUCUCCAUCAGCGACGUCCACUACGACAUGAAGGUCAACUCGGACGAGCGGCGCCAGGUCACCGACACGGCGCUGGUCACCGGCUGGCUGAGGACGGAGUGGACGGACGCGAGCCUGGCCCGGUCCGGCGGCGGGCAGACCAGCCGGCGCCUGUCGUCCACCGCCGAGAUGUGGCUGCCCGACAUCCGGCACCUCAACACCAUCGAGUCCGCCUCCCCCAGCCUGCUGACCAACAGCUCCGACGGCAUCGUCGACGCGUCGGGCAAGGUGCACUUCGAGACACCCGUCCGGUUCGCGGUGCGGUUCAUCCCCAAGGACUUUAACCGCUCGUUUGAGAUUCGUCUCGGCUCUCGGCUGAUGACCACGGCUGAGAUGAACCUGCAGCCGGCUGACGACACGUUGGAUGUUAGCGAGUACACCGGCUGGUACCUCACCAACACGUGGAUGUGGAAGAACGAGACCACCCGCGCCGGAUUCACCGAGCCCUUCUCACUGCUUGUGGCCGGCGUCUUCCCCACCGUCAUCUGAGUGAAACGGCGCGUGUUAUAAGAAAUAAUAAUAAAGUCAGUAAGAAAUAACAA
Amphibalanus amphitrite is the source of this 1157-nucleotide messenger RNA. Its product is annotated as acetylcholine receptor subunit alpha-type acr-16-like. NCBI's taxonomy places the organism in Eukaryota, Metazoa, Arthropoda, Thecostraca, Balanomorpha, Balanidae. Gene Ontology annotation, molecular function: extracellular ligand-gated monoatomic ion channel activity. The coding region runs from base 481 to 1104 and encodes 207 amino acids. Gene Ontology annotation, cellular component: membrane. Gene Ontology annotation, biological process: monoatomic ion transport. The transcript is spliced from 2 exons. The record is from RefSeq and is a predicted model, not a curated record.